AUGUAUCGCUCGUCGACGGCGCCGACCCCGCCGCGAAUGAGCACCGCCGAGCGUCAAGAGAUGUUUCGCCGCCUCGAUGAGGAGCGCCGUGCUCGCGGCAGCCCCGAUGGCAGCCCCGAUGGCAGCCCCGAGCACGACGAGGGCGCCGGUGGAGCCUCCCUCCUCCAUGGUGGCUCCGAUGACCAGCAGCGUGACCCCCAGCAGGUCGUUUUCACGUCCCAGGGCCCUGGCGUUGACGAGACUCGUAAGCGCAAGGCUACUAGCUCCCUCUGUGGAUCGUUAGAUGGCAGUGCCGAGUCUACCUCGUCCCUUAGGACCCAGGGCCACGGUCGCCUUGCCUCUAUCACCCGUGACUUUGAGCCAGACAAUCAACCGUCUUCUCGUCUGUUCACCACUGGCCGUCGUUUCUCCGGCACAUCUGCCUACGAGCAGCAGAGGCCUGACGACGAGCGCCACGCUGAGUCUCCCGAGCCACUGCUGGACGUGAGCCAGAAGGGCUACGCCAAGCAUCGUGCCGAGAAUCCUCCUAGGCAGCCCGACUACCGCCAGUCUUCCAACACUUUUGGUGACUCCGAGGAUCUCACCAAUGCUGUCGCAUCGAGCUCCAAGCAGGAGAACCCCUACCAGCAGAAGCUGCAGACCGUCCCCACCGGCACCGUCAACAACCCUCGCCACCGCCAGCACAAGAAGCGUGCCGCUGAGUCGACCCUCUUGACGCGUGACGAGCAGGCUUCAGUCCCAGUCCAGUUCCGCACCCAGGACGACAAGAUCCACCCGAUCCGCCAGCCCAGCCAGCCCAAGUUCGGGGCCGGCGAGGGUAACUGGCGUCGCAAGGACGACAAGCCCUCCGCCGCUGCAGGUAUCCAGGGCAAUUGGCGUUUUCGACCCGAGGCCAAGACCUUCGGAGAGGAUGACAAGGCCGCCGCCAGCAGCUCUCGCCUCAACUAUGGCGACUCGGCAGACAAGGAAGCUGACGCUGGUGGUAGACCCAGCCCCGAGACAUUUUCCUUCCUUUCCCCUCUCCCUGAUUCGUCCGACGAGGAAGCUGCCGCUGGUGAUAGACCCAGCCCCAAGACAUUUCCCCUCAUUCCCCCCAUCCAUGAUGACUCGGCCGACGAGGAAGCUGCCGCUGGUGGUAGACCCAGCCCCAAUCCCCUGUUCAUCACGAACACUAGGAAUGCUGGCCCUCGACGUGGUCUGUCUGGGUCGAGGACAAUCCCCGACCUAGGCCCGGCACAAGAGCCGUAUCGGGCUUCGGGCCCACGGCCGAACCCUCUAUUCUCGCGCGGGCCUGCCCAACUUCCGCCGACUAAGUCGGCACCUCUGAACCCCACAAUCCCAGCCUGCGCACCGCGGACGCCCCAGACGUACGCCCACGCCUACGAGCGUGGUUCUCCCAUGACUAGCGACGACAGCCUUCGUAGAUAUGCCGCCGCUAAUGCCGCUGCUGCUGCUAGCCCUCUCCAGGGCCGCGGCGCCGCAGGUAACAUGAGCCAUCCGGACCUGUUGGUCAUGACGGACACCCACGAGCUGGUGUUUGCUUCUGACCCUCGCGCGUCUGCGGGUUACAGGGCUCCGGGCCCUGCUGGUGUCGGUGCUAGUGGUGCCAGCCGCCGCACCGCCAUCGUGGGCUUGGGCCCCGCCGAUACAGACCCGUUCAGUAGUAACGCGGGCGGAAUGGUCAAGUCUGCGACAAUACAGGAGCUCAAUCCGAGUCUCCAGCCGCAGCAGGGCUCUGGAAGCUGGGACUUCCGCCCUCUCCGCUCGGGCAAGCUGAACGACCUGACCAAAGGUCCAGGAGGUCGCCCAACCUUCCAGCAGGCCAUGGCACCUGAGAACUUCCCCUUUGUCGAGUCAGCGACGAUGCACGUUACUAGUCAUCCGAACCGCGGUGUGGUCAAGAUUGUCAAUGUCCCUUUCUAUGUGACCCGCGCCGAGGUCAUCGGCUACCUGGGACGCAACGCCGGCAUCCUCAACGACAACGACGAGCCCGUGCACAUCAUCAUGGAGCGCACCGCCAGCAAGACCAACGACGUGUACGUCGAGUUCAACUACUUGUCCGACGCCAUAAACGCCGUCAACAGGAACCAGAGGCUCAUUGCGGCGGGCCGGUCCGCCCGCCUCGGCGAGCGCCCCGCGGCCAUGGAGCUCUCGAGCGCAGCCUCUCUGAUGCAGAACCUCUUCCCCCACGCCCGUGGUGUCCAUUGGGGCGGCGGUAUUCCCUACCGCAUGGAAGACAACUCCCCCGAGCCGUGGAAUGACUUCAAGGGCUUCAUUACUAGAGAGGAGAUGACGAUGCUCGUCAAACAUGUGGAGUGCCCGCAGCGGUCUCCGUAUGCAAGGGAUUGCCCACAGCGGCCAUUCGAGCACAUGAUUAGUGUGCUCAAGAAGUUGCCGUGGUGCCAAACCACAAUGAUCACCGUUGCGCAGCGACAUGCGGUGUAUCAAUCGUGUGUUUACCUGGUGUCUCUGUUGCAGAACAUCCUGCACACUAGGGACGACAGCCGCGUGAACCAGAUGCUCCUCAUGCGUCUCGUCCGUGCUGCCAUGGACUGUCACGGCUUCACCGUGCUCAUGAAGGACAGCAUCGCUCACCUGGCUCGACUCCAGGAGGUCGAGCUCAGCAAGUACUGCAUGCCUCGCUUCCCUGAGAGCUGGCGCCACGCGUAUUCGUUCGCUCCUAAGCGCAACUGUGAACUCGAUGUCAUCGAGUGGUACAUUGCCGUGAUCCGCGAGGAGACCAAUCGCAAGGUCCAUAACAUGUCGUUCCUGCAGCGCAGCCGUGCGCAGGCGGCCCUCAGCGACUCCGACGGCUAUUUCGGCUACUUCUGGAUGGAGGUCGGCUAUCCGGACGAGGCCGCUUUCGACAACAUGACUCUGGCUGAGGUUGCUAUCGCCGAGUUUGGCGCCCUCGAGAACAUUCUUAGCCGCGCCCUUGCCGGCGGCCACAUUCGCAACUGA
Messenger RNA from Thyridium curvatum, 2961 nucleotides. RefSeq lists its product as uncharacterized. NCBI's taxonomy places the organism in Eukaryota, Fungi, Ascomycota, Sordariomycetes, Thyridiales, Thyridiaceae. The transcript is spliced from 4 exons. The coding region runs from base 1 to 2961 and encodes 986 amino acids. The record is from RefSeq and is a predicted model, not a curated record.